Molecule: messenger RNA, 2642 nt
Organism: Nylanderia fulva
Lineage: Eukaryota; Metazoa; Arthropoda; Insecta; Hymenoptera; Formicidae
Product: coiled-coil and C2 domain-containing protein 2A
Biological process (GO): protein localization to ciliary transition zone; non-motile cilium assembly
Cellular component (GO): ciliary transition zone
Source: RefSeq, a predicted model, not a curated record
GAGUCUAUGAUAUAGUUUGAUACCUUGCAGCAAAAGAAACAAGAGAGAUUUUGAAUUUUUGCAUAUUAUAUACACGCUAAAAUAAUAAUUUAAAUAAUGCAAAAUGUAUUGAAAAAAGAAAUAAAAAGAAAAGUUUUUAAUCAAAUUCUUUUGUAAUCGACAUGUCUGUCUCUCAUGUCGACUUCAUAAGUGGAUCGACGCAGCGAGAUAAAACCGAGCAGGAUUUCAGUCUUUGCUACGCAUAUCCGGUGAUCGAUGACGAUCGUAAAACAAGCGAGGUGCUCGCGAAAAAUAAAGGUACUUUACGAGUGUCGUACGAUAGAAAUUCAUCGGCAACGGAGGAUGGAUUGUACGUGUCCGAGAAUCCUCUUACCAACAAGCUAAUCAAGCCGUAUCAGCUCGAUGACGUGAAACAGCUGGAUUACGAGUCGCGACCGCGAUUUUGCGGCAAACUCGUGGAAAUCGCGAUACGGGAGAUUCGGAUUGAUUCGCCGCGCGAGUCAGAUCGAUCGAGUAACGCGGCAACAAUCGAGAUUGUCUCGGUAUCGAUUUUGUUCAAGGGGAGACCUAUAUGCAAGGCGAACGGCCCGUUCAACAGGAAACUGUACAAGCUGAUGAUCCGAGAUUCCGAGUGCCACGAUCUCUCGAUACAAGUGCACUCGCGACACGAGAAAUCCAGUAUUCUUCCAUUGCCGUUGCCCCAACGUUCCAACGUGAAGGACCACGUGGUGGACAUCGACUUCGCGAUCGGCAACGGCUCGCAAAGGAUACACGCUGGAAUUGUCGCCUGCACUAUUUCCCUGUCGACAUACGGCGGUGACGAAGCGCAAAAGAGUGAAACAGUCGGCUGUUGUCUUUACAGACCCAGCAACGAUCCGAACGAUCCUCAAAACGGCCUCUCUCUAUUAAGACCUCAGAGGAGACGUCCCGCUGACCGAAGGAACGUCAAGUAUUUUUUGCUCGAGGGUCCGGCUUUGAUCUUCGAUACCUCCGACGUUAGCACGACGACUCGUAAAACAUCGCCGGAAUCCAAGUCACUAGACAUUGUCGUCACCGAGCAGCCGGCAUUCGCUUUAUUGGACGUGUCCUUUAAGAACCUCUUUCGCGCUAAUCGACCGCUCAGACCGUCGUCCAGCGCUCAGCGCAGCAGGCAUCGCAACGUGGGGAGAGCAAUCCUAACUGUUAACGUGCUACGAGGGGUGGAAGUGCCAGUGAGGGAGGAAUCGGCCCUCGUCUCUCCGUUGUUGGAGGUCGAAUGGGGUAACGUUGCGCGCACGACCUCGAUCGCCGAUGGACCGGCACCUAUCUGGCAGCAAACCCUGCACUUCGAGCUACCCAGACAGAACACCGGGGAGCACUGCGUCAAGUUUCGCCUGUUCGAUCAGCAUCCGGUCUGGGGUCAACAGUGGCUGGGCGAGGCGAGAAUUCCUCUCGAACGGCACAGAAAUUAUCAGGAACUCGAGCGUUGGAUCGCACUCUCGCCUCUCUUCAGUCCGGUGUUGCUGUUCGGCUACGCGCAAGCCAGCCCCGGACAAUCGCACACCAGAAUCUACGUGCUGAUGAGACUCGAGCAGCCCGGAAACUCCAUGGAAGCUAACACCAUCGACACUCUGUCCAAGGCCGUUCAACGUUGCUUGGCUCAUCCUUAUAAAAUACUCAGCAUAGAAACUCCCGACGAUGCCGCCCGGUUUGUCAUGCUUCUGUCAUCGCUAUCCAUUCAUUACGGCCCGGUCACACCUCGCCAGGCUUUGAACGUGAAUAAGGUCGAUCACUAUGGCAGAGCGGCUUUGUUAGCGACCUUGCUGCAAGGUUUCGACUUGCACUCAUACGUACUGUUAGGUUCUUCACAAAUAAGUAAAUGGACCGCGUUUGUUUUAACUAUCAAGGAGGAUGAUGUUAUUUUAUGGGAUCCCGAAAUCGGAGAACAUUAUAAAUUAAGCGACAGCCGUUGUUCAUUGAUGAAGGUGUCCCGCUUAAUUAAUCACUCUGGUAUAUGGGAAAACACGCAGAGAUCUAUUCUUCCUCACAAUCUGAAAUACAAUGUGACGCUCGGCAAAGAUUGGCGACCGCUUGUGUCUGUCGCUACCUCAUCGAGCAGUAAUCGACCCGUUCAGACAUUGGAAUUGGCUGUCACGGCCGAGGACGGUGCUCAAGAAAAGGAAAGCGAGUCGCAAAUGGAGCAAUAUUUGCGAGACAAAUUGUCGGCUUUGCGUAGCUCUCUCGGUUUAACAACAAUAUUUAAUCGUCACGCCGUGAGCGUUUUGCGCGGCUUCAUCUCCGACAUUCCGAACGACAUGAAAUACCAAUUAGACAAGCGGGAUCUGAAACAGUUAUUCAGAGCCUAUCAUACGCAUGGUUUUGUCUUAAAUCUGCGCCAGACUACCCUUGAGGAAUUGGCGGAACAGAUAACCACCACCAAAGUCCAUGAUAUUACGGGUCCCGUCGAAUUUGCUCUUGUUUGCCACAUACAACGAUAUGUCGACAAAAUAUGCUCGAUAUGGAUAGCUUUAGCGAUUUUACGAGCUCGUUAAUUUAUUAUUGAUUUUUGUUACGACAUUAUCAUCUUUUCUUUCGUCAGUUUACCAUACAUGCAAAGAAAAUAUUUAAGAUAUCUUCAAGUAAAAGAAAUAAAUAAGCUUAUA